GCGGCUACUUUAGCAUGCAUGCUAACAUGUUGAGUCACGACUCUUUGGGCAAGCUUUGCCGCUCGAUGGACAAAAGACAACCGAGUCGGCGGCGUCUUCGCCAAAUCUCUCGUGUCCGUCCGCUCUCCGACGCGAGUGUGCCCCUUUUUAUUUGGUGUCGUUUGUUUAUUUUUGAAUGGGAAACGCGUCGGCGUCAGGGUUUUUCGGCGCUUGCAACACGUGACGGAGAAUCCGGAAGAAUUUGGCCAAAUCGGAAUAGAAACAAAACAGAUCAAGUUUGGACGCGGUUUGCAGCUGCCGCCGUUCUCCGAGACGGACGGACGGCCGGCCGGCCCAGGGGAAUUCUCUGUUGCCGUUCGGCCGCGAUGAAAACAACACGAGGCAACUUUGUCAGGCCAGGGCGUGGAACGGAUGAACGGACGCUGCGGGACUGUUGCGCCUCUCAUCGCUUCCAACGACGAGGCCGAGCGAGGACCGCGAUUCGUCGUCCGCACCGAAAACGAGCACAACGCUGCGGUUGCCGUCCGCUCGGCGCCCUCGGAAGGAAAUGACAACAUCCACAGGCGGCCAUGGCGCAUCGACGGGGGGGCGCCUGCGCGUGGAAGAGACACAUCUGCGAGCAGCUGAAGCUCCGAGACCGCCUGCAUCGGCACGCCUUCGAGGAGAUCGUCCAGCGGUACAAUCGUCUGCUGGAGAAGUCGGACCUGCGGGCCGUUCUGUCGGAGCGCUACCAGGCGGACAAGUACGAAGUCGCGCGAGGACACGAAGCCACGGCGGACGGCGGACGCGGCGACGCGCCGGCGCUGCAGCAGGAGAUGGCCGACAUGAGGAUCCGCCACCAGGAGGAGCUGACGGAGCUGCACAAGAAACGAGGAGAGCUGGCCCAGACUGUGAUCGAGCUCAACAACCAGAUCCAGCAGAAGGACAAGGAGAUCCAGAGCAACGAGGCCAAGCUGCUGGAGUACCAGCAGCAGAUGGCCGACCUGGAGGGAGACUGUCGAGAUCUCAACAACUGCCUGCAGGACUUGGAGCGAGCCAACCAGACUCUGAAGGACGAGUAUGACGCCCUGCAGAUUACCUUCAGCGCCCUGGAGGAGAAACUGAGGAAGACCACGGAGGACAACCAGGAGCUGGUCUCGCGUUGGAUGGCCGAGAAGGCUCAGGAAGCCAAUCGGCUCAACGCCGAGAACGAGAAGGACAGCAGACGCAGACAGGCUAAACUGCAGAAGGAGCUAGCGGACGCCGCCAAAGAACCGCUUCCCGUCGACCCGGACGACGACAUCGAAGUUCUGGCCGAGGAUUCCGGGAAGGGAGGCGGCGAGACGGCGAGCGAGCGAGCGCUCGGCAGAACGGCCAGUAAGAAAAUCUCCCAGCCGCCCCCUGGUGGUCUGCUGGACUCCAUCUCCAACAUCUUCGGGUGCGUCGACACGUUUGCGUGUUUUUGUGCGGCGGAACGAUCGCAUCUCUUGAGAGUCGUUGUCCUCCGCAGACGGCGAGGCGCCAACUCCUUCGGGACUUCUCCGGAAAACAGCCAGGCUCCGUCGGGGGCCUGCGUGGAGGUUCGGGUCCCGUCCACAGCGCUGCACGUUUUUGAAGCGCACGACGGCGAGGUGAACGCGGUGCGGUUCAGCCCCGGCUCGCGUCUCUUGGCCACGGGAGGGAUGGACCGCAGGGUGAAGCUAUGGGAGCUGGUCUCAGGUCGCUGUGAGCCGAAAGGAGCUUUGACCGGCAGCAACGCCGGCAUCACCAGCAUCGAGUUCGACAGCGCUGGUUCGUACCUGUUGGCCGCCUCCAACGACUUUGCCAGCCGCAUCUGGACUUUGGACGACUACAGACUGAGGCACACGCUGACCGGACACAGCGGGAAGGUCCUCUCGGCGCGCUUCCUGCUGGACAACGCUCGCAUCGUCUCGGGAAGCUACGACCGAACCCUCAAACUGUGGGACCUCCGCAGCAAAGUCUGCAUGAAGACGGUGUUCACGGGCUCCAGCUGCAACGACAUCGUGUGCACCGAGCAGUGCGUGAUGAGCGGACACUUCGACAAGAAAGUCCGCUUCUGGGACAUCAGGGCUGAGAGCAACGUGCGGGAGCUGGAGCUUUUGGGCCGGGUGACGUCUUUGGACCUGAACCACGACCGCACCGAGCUGCUCGCCUGCUCCAGAGACGACCUGCUCAAGAUCGUCGACCUGCGCGCAAACGCCGUCAGACAGACCCUCAGCGCUCAAGGCUUCAAGUGCGGCGCCGACUGGACCCGAGUGACCUUCAGUCCCGAUGGAAACUAUGUGGCCGGCGGCUCGGCUGACGGAGCGCUGUACAUCUGGAACGUUCUGACGGGGAAGGUGGACAGAACGCUGGACCGGAAUCACAACUCGGCCAUCAACGCCGUGUCGUGGUCGCCGUCGGGCGCGUACGUGAGCAGUGUGGAGAAGGGCAGCAAGGCCAUCCUGUGGUCCGACGUGUGACGGGAGGACCGGACCGGACGGGACGCCGCGCCGCGUCUCGCCUUCACAUGGGUGCCACGCGCGCACUUUUUUAUAAAUAACUGUCGGCAGCGUGCCCGAAUGCGACGGGCUCGGCCGUGACCUCGGCGUACAGAACGGAACUCUCCGUGUGUUUCCUGCGACUUGCCGUCAAUGUUCACUUGUCGACACGCUCUUGACUUCGUACACACGCAAAGCCAAUAAAGACGUCCGAGCUCGGCUCCGCUCGCUUCCUCGGCUUCAGCGAGAAGGAAGAAAGUUCAAGUGUGGAGAUGUGUGUGCGGGUUUCAUAAGCAGCUUAAUGCGUUUGUAUAAAUCCAGCUGGCUCGGGCGGUUCAUCACUCUUCAUCAUCAUCAUCAUCAUCAUCAUCAGGUGUGUCAUUCAGCUCCGUUGUAAUUCGAUCACUCUCUUGUAAGGAUUUUAUUUAAUGAAAUGGACCUUGUUUUUUGUUGCGCGGAUGUUUUUUCGUGCGUUCAUAAUAAAAGUCAUCCCUGCGUGA
This is a messenger RNA of Phycodurus eques (leafy seadragon), 2980 nucleotides long. It is a transcript of the gene atg16l1, whose product is annotated as ATG16 autophagy related 16-like 1 (S. cerevisiae). Gene Ontology annotation, molecular function: protein binding. Gene Ontology annotation, cellular component: autophagosome membrane. The record is from RefSeq and is a predicted model, not a curated record. Bases 570 to 2462 code for a protein of 630 amino acids. Gene Ontology annotation, biological process: negative stranded viral RNA replication; autophagosome assembly. NCBI's taxonomy places the organism in Eukaryota, Metazoa, Chordata, Actinopteri, Syngnathiformes, Syngnathidae. The transcript is spliced from 19 exons.